Pocillopora damicornis (cauliflower coral) is the source of this 2047-nucleotide messenger RNA. RefSeq names its product gametogenetin-binding protein 2-like. NCBI's taxonomy places the organism in Eukaryota, Metazoa, Cnidaria, Anthozoa, Scleractinia, Pocilloporidae. The record is from RefSeq and is a predicted model, not a curated record. Gene Ontology annotation, cellular component: nucleus; cytoplasm.
ACGCAGAUUACAGAGUUAGGAAUAGUAAGGAGUAGAGGAGUAUUUACUUUCAAAUUUUUCCUCAAAAACGGAAGUCUACGAGUUCCUCUGGAAAAUUUAUCACUUUAAGAGUGUUUUUCAUCCCUUAAAACGUUUCUAAGAAGCCAUUUUGGCGCGUUUUGAAGCUGCACAUUCUCAAAUAUUAUGGCGAAACUUGUAGCGGUGUGUAGAGACGAAACCGACUUCGCAUUCGAGCGUCGACAAAUCCCUCUGAAUAUUGAGGAUGCCUUAACGAUGGUGAUGGAAAUUCCUGAAACUGUGAUUUCUACUCGAGAAGUCAACGAAUACGAAGUACAGUCGUUUCAAAAGCGUUUUCAAUGUCUUAGCGCCGAUGAUCUUGCGGUUGCGACGAUGGUAAGACAGAAAGAUGUUUUAUCCUUCCUGUCCCACUCGGUGCCUUGUGUUGGUUGUCGGAGAAGUAUUGAGCGAUUGUACAAUCAGUUAGUGGAAUCAGGACAGCCUGCAUUGGAACCUCUGAUUAUCACAAACAGUGGAGUCUUGACAAUGGAUAGUUCAUUCCUGAAAGACCCAAAACUUGUGUAUGCACUAUUUUAUAAACAUGGAUCCAGGUUAAGUGAGAUGGUUGAAUCUAUUCCUAAGAGCAGAAGAAACAGGAGGUGCCCUUUGCAUUCAUUGGAAACGCACAAAUCAAGGCCAUCAGGAAGCUGGAUAGAUGUGUGGGAUUUACUCUCACAGGAAUGUAGGGAUGAGGUGACGCUGAUUGACUCCGAUGCUCUGCUUGACACAUUGGAAAAAUUACCUCAGAAAACAUAUAGAUUUUGUAGUGAAUGUAAAUUGAAAGUUUUGAGGGCAUACAGUAUUCUGGUAGGAGAUUUGGAUGGGCCAAGUGAAAAGGGUUGCUUUGCUACUUUGUAUGAUGGUCCUAAAAGCUGUCCUCAAGAGCGCCAUGUCCAUGUACUGUGUGAUACAGGCUACAUUGCACAUUUAAUCGGAUGGGCAGAACCAGAGCUGGCUGAAGGGAGGAGAGAAAGGCAUGCUAAGACACUGGACAUUGCCCAGGAAGAGGUGUUAACGUGUCUCAGUAUUCACCUGUGGGAAAGACUUCAUCGACUGUGUCAGAAACUGAGGGCUGAGGAGCAAACGUGGCAGAUGCUGUUUUAUCUGGGGGUGGAAGCUCUAUGGAAAAGUUUUGAGGUAGCGGUUGAAGAAAAGCAAGGCAUAUCACGCCUGGAACAAGUCGUCGAAGAGAUUUCUGAGGCGGAGAGAGCCAAGGAACUCAGAAGAGAGCAGAAGCGAUUGGAAAAGAAAGCGAGACGCAAAGAGAAAUGUAAAUGUGGUACUCACUUGACUAUCUCGACAGCGAACAAUGAACUGCAAACAGAGGAAACUGCGAAAAACGAGGAGGAAUUGGAAGAGGAAGAGGUAUGUACAAAUGAGAUCGUGGAGGAGACAGGGGAAAUGAAUGGACGUGGCGAUAGCUGUGAAGAUGAUGAAGAUGACGGGAGUGGCGGUUCACCGUGCAGUUGUGAAGACUUGAGCAACUGUGAGCGAAGCAAGAGCAAAAAAUCGGGUUUUAGGAAUGGUGACUGCGGGUACGUAGCAGAGUACAAUAAAUGGUCCAGGAUGGUACACCAGAGUGGAGACAUGUGUAAUCAUGGCGAAGAUUCUUCGACGCUAGGAGGAGAGGAAGAGGAUAUAUGUACAGAUUGUUUGAGUGGGAGCCCAAUAAGUGGUGGAUCUCCACAGAGCAAUAAUGGAAAGGGAAGAAAGAAGAAGGGCAAAAACAAGGAGAAGAAGCAAAAUUCGCCGAGACAUGAAAAUCAAGAAAAGCUUGUAGAAAAUAUUGAUGACGAAGAAAAACGGCUCCUGAAGCUAAUGGGUUGGAAGGAUGGAGGAACAGAGUCAAUGGUGAGUUAUUUUUAGCUAUACUUCCGUCGCUCUAUGGCGAUUUAGGUUUUCCCUGGGAUCCGAUAACCUCAAGGGUAGAAUAUCCCCUGAUCUCAAACUUCCUGUUGCGUCACGAGUUGUGUUUCUUGAAAAAGUAAGC